Messenger RNA from Bactrocera dorsalis (oriental fruit fly), 12613 nucleotides. RefSeq names its product unconventional myosin-XV (gene Myo10A). Bases 3148 to 12273 code for a protein of 3041 amino acids. Gene Ontology annotation, cellular component: myosin complex; cytoskeleton. Gene Ontology annotation, molecular function: protein binding; ATP binding; cytoskeletal motor activity. NCBI's taxonomy places the organism in Eukaryota, Metazoa, Arthropoda, Insecta, Diptera, Tephritidae. The transcript is spliced from 7 exons. The record is from RefSeq and is a predicted model, not a curated record.
UUAUGGAGGUUAAAAUUAUUGAACUUUUCAAUUUCUAUGACUAAAUAGCUAACGAAGUAUAUAGACCAUCAAAUUCUUAAUAAUGUGAGUGACCACAGCUAUGUUUUCUACAAUAAAACUGAUACUUAGAAAUUCGUUAGUCCACAACCUAACUAAAUUUCGAUUUACCUAAAUAAUCAUCGAAUAGCGGCUCAACCGUUAAUCAUGCGCAAUAAAUAAUAGCGUACAACUGAACAGGUUCCGCAUCUUCAAUGCCUUCUGGAAAAGCAGUGGCCACCAGCGACAGCUAAAUUGCAGUAACAGUUAUAAGCUUUAUGCGCGUAAAAGUAAAAAAGGUCUACAAUAUUUAAGAAACACAACUUGGCUAUUACUAUUACACUAUUAAAAUGUGCCCAACAAACAAUCAUUCUUGUAUGUGUUCGUAGUUUUAUUUCAUUAACCUCAUCUUAAGGCAAGCUAAAUAAAAAUAUUACAAAGAGAGCGCUAAAGAGAAGUAGCAAAAGAGCAGGUGCUCCGUUUGUGAAACUCUAGUAGGAGAGGGUGGAGAAAGCUCAGUUUAUCGGAUUUAAAAUGCGUCAAUAGCUAAUGUGAUUUAUUUAAUUGAUUGGCAAUAACAUUAGCAAAAAAAGUAUUCCCUCGCUUCGGUUUAUCUUCUUAUUGUUUUCAAAUACUCUACCCAGCUACACCUGUGUUCUUAUUAUCCCUUUUAAAUUUUUAGUUUUUAACGUUUUUUAGACGCUGUCGCUGUAUAAAAUUCAAGUAAUCGGUACUUCUAUGAAUCGACUGUGAUCACUAUUUAACCGCUUAGCACCAAUAUGCAUGAGUAUCAGCUACUUUACGGUGUAACAAAUUGUUGACCAAUUAUCAGUGACAGUCGUACUCAUUGACUGAAAAGACAACAACACUGAUCGAAUGUUUUGCAUUAAACGCACCAUUGAGCGAAGAUAUAUGGACAGAGAAAUCGCAAAGGGCAACAAACUGUAGGCAGCAAAUACGCUGGCACAUACAGUAGACAGCUAAGGCUCGCGCUGUUACGCCGCUAUUGUCUUUACCAACUUUCUUGCUUCCGUUGCGACUAUAUUUAUAAUAGACUACCAUACCAUCUGCGGAACGGUAAUUCAGUUUGAUGAGCAAUCGGUAUUGCUUGAAUAUAACAUAUCGAAGGUUUGAAGUCUGACAAAAAAAAAAACAUGACAAGACGCGUGCCCUUUAUUUUUGACUCAUAACAGGGCAUGCAGUUUCUGGGAUAAAGCUUUUCAGAGAAUUUUUUACUGUACUUCUUUUAUGAUAUCAUAUACUUUAACAGAGAGCUCUAAAUUAGUAAUUGGUUGUUUUAGAGAAUUGUUAUUGGCUGCUUUUUGAGUAUUUCCAUGUUUCUUGAGUCGGGGCUACCUAUGGUCGCACUAAAAUUCGUGACCCACUUUUCAGAUUUUCUCUCAUUGCUGUUCAUCGAUUAUCGCUUUUUUUAUUUUGCUUCUAUGUAUUUGCAUUCGGUUUCAAAUUUUAAAACCAUAAAACAGAUAUUUCAUUUGUAUAUACUAAAAUGCAUAAAGAGUUCAAUUCCCCCGGUGCCUGGCAUGUUUGCAUUACUCUUAAUAAUGCUAAUCAUCUCUUUUUAUGCUGUUUAUCAUGCAUUUUUUAGCAGGUGCAAAUAAUUUCAAUUAUAUUUGAGAAACUACAAGCGUAUUUCAUGCGGCCACGCAGCAGUUAACAACUAAUAUUGGCUUCGCGAAAAAAUGUAUUGAUCUUACUUUGCCCCGUCACCGUCGCGUGUUGAACUAAGCGUUAAUAGCUGAUGUGCACUCAAGUGUUACUGAUAAAAACGAUUAGCAACUUAUGCCAAUGUCUAAUUUCAAACAAGCAGAAUGCACCAAUGGCAAUAACAUUCAAUUCGGAUGUUUCAUUAAGAUUUGCGUUUUAUGUUUGUAUAUUUUUCAUAAAAUAUUUGUGUACCUAUGUACAUAAAUAUAUACGUUUUGUUUUAUUUUUGCAUUAUAUGAAUAGUUGGCAUAAACGCUAAGCAAUGCACGAAGGUCUACGGGCAUGCAACAAAUGAAACUGACUGCAAAAUGAAUUAAUUCACUUUCUUUGCGCACGCGCCUUUUCUAAACGGUUAUUUGACGUUAAGUUGGGACAUUGCCCCGCAAUGUAACUUCCCAACUUUAAAUUCCUCAAGUAAGCUCACUAUGAAUUAAAUACUAAAGUAGAUAAACUUAAUGGAAUAUAUGUGGAAAAACUUCAUAUUUGAAAACUACAAAUUUCCUUCUGAACAUGUCCAUAUAAUUAACUCUUCAGUACAUACUUGGUAGAUUCUUGCCUUGAGCUUUUGUCAAGCCUUAAAACCCACCUAUGCAGUAAAUAAUUAACAAUAUUCGGCAAAUGCAGACAAAAUACGCCUUCGCCGCUCCCACUUUUAUUACGAAGUUUUAAGUUAUGUUUGUAUUACUAUCAUAAAACUAGCUGCUCUUUGGAAUUUAAUAUAAUUUUUGCUAUAUAAAGUGUACUUAAGUUAAUAUUAGUGCCAUUUCUUGAUUCACACAAUAAUUUAAUAAUAUUAGUAAAUAUUUACUUCAAAACCAUAUUUCAUUUUCUGAUCUAUUCUUUGCCAACACCAAGUGCUGAUAUUUUUGCUUUGGAAUGCGGUCGAACAACAAUGUUAAACGGUGAUGUUCAACGGUGGCGCUCCCAGUUGAAGCAAAACCAACUCUCUGCGUCGCCCGAAAAUAUCCUCUCUUCAAACACACCACUUGUAUCAUUGUAUUGUGUCAAGUGGUUUACAUAGCUGCUGUUCAAAGAGCAUUUAGCACUCAAAUUUCAGCUGCCCAUAAAAACAAGUUCUGCACCGAUUCCGGCUUUACUCUGUCCGAUGAUCGGUAUGCAUACGGUUAGACUACGUCAACUCAAAAAUCUACCAGUUUGCAUUCUUAAUAUACGAGUGAAGGCAUUUGACAAACAUUUUUCGGUGUUUUGUUAUCUAAGCACGAUUUAACGCAGUGAAAUGUGUAAAACCUACUUCCACAAUUAACUGGAACCCAAACAGAAAUGCUUAUGUUAGUGAAUAAUUAACAUUAAAAAGUAAAUUUCUACUGAAUACCUAAAAGACGACUUGUACUUUUACUCAGGGGCUAACGCAGAUAUUUGGGGCAAAUGGAUUGGGUGGAAGGUGAUUUGGUGUGGUUUGACCCCGGUGUGGGGCAUCCCAUACCAGGCGAAAUACAAGAGGUGCAUCGUGCUGCUCAAGUAAUUGUUGUGCAGGCGCUCAUCAAAGGAAAGGCCCAGACAUUUGCGCUGCAACCAGGCGAGGGAAAUUUACGACCGCGACAAGAUCUUGGAAGUAGUGGUGUAGAUGAUAUGACAAUGCUGGAGGAUCUACACGAAGCUUCAUUGCUAUGGAACUUACGUCUGCGCUAUGAUAAAGGUCUCAUUUAUACCUUCGCUGGAAGCAUUUUAAUUGCUGUUAAUCCAUAUAAAAUGUUUCCCGAUUCUUAUGGACUGGAGGUAGCUAAGAAAUACGCUGGAAAACCUUUGGGCACAAUGCCACCACACUUGUUUGCCAUAGGCGCAGCUGCACAUGCCGCAUUACCAUCACCACAGGUAGUAGUUAUAUCUGGAGAAUCUGGUUCAGGAAAGACAGAGUCAACUAAAUUAGUAAUGCAAUAUUUGGCUGCUGUAGUACCGGGUGGUGGUUCGGCAUCAGCCGUCAUUGCUGAACAGAUACUUGAGGCAGCUCCGCUGCUGGAGGCGUUUGGUAAUGCUCGUACAGCCCGCAAUGAUAACAGUUCCCGAUUUGGAAAAUACCUUGAGGUUUACUUUAAAAAUGGAGCAAUUGUUGGUGCAAAAAUUACGCAAUAUCUAUUGGAAAAGUCGCGUAUUGUGACACAGGCGCCUGGAGAGAGAAAUUAUCACGUUUUCUAUGAGAUGCUUGGUGGAUUGUCGGAGACUGAGCGGACAAAAUAUGGUCUGCUUGAAGCUGAUAAAUAUUUUUACUUAAAUCAAGGUGCUACAGACUGCGCACCCGGACGAGUGGAUUGGGACUCACUUCAAAGCGCCAUGCAAGUCUUGGGCGUGUCAGAAGGUGAACGCGAGGGGAUUAUACGAGUAUUGGCUUCGGUGCUACACUUGGGAAAUGUGUAUUUUCACCGUCGCCAACUACGCCACGGUCAAGAAGGUGUUGAAGUUGGAUCUGAUGCUGAAAUCAAAUGGGCGGCACAUUUGUUGCAUAUAUCUGCCGAUGGACUUCACAGAGCACUUACUAGUCGAAUAACCGAGGCGCGAUCGGAACGUUUGCACACUCCCCUUGGUAUUGAUCAGGCGCUAGAUUCUCGAGACGCCUUUGCUAAAGCAUUAUAUGCUGGGCUUUUUAAUUGGUUGGUAUCGCGUAUAAACUCUAUAGUACAGAAAGGUGGUACCCAUGACGCUCAUCGCAUAUCAAUUUUGGAUAUAUUUGGCUUCGAAGAUCUUGUGGAGAAUUCAUUUGAACAGUUAUGUAUAAAUUAUGCGAAUGAAAAUCUUCAAUUAUAUUUCAAUAAACAUGUUUUUAAACUGGAACAAGCUGAAUAUUCUCGCGAACGACUUGAGUGGACACCACUUACUUGGGACGACAAUUUACCAGUCAUUCAUUUGCUGGCUAAAAAACCGGUUGGAAUAUUUCACUUGCUAGACGACGAAUCCAAUUUUCCUCGUGCAACAGAUAUGAGUUUCUUAGAAAAGUGUCACUAUAACCAUGCCCUUAAUGAAUUAUAUUCUCGACCACGAAUAGGUGCUCAAGAAUUCGGUAUAACACAUUACGCAGGCCAAGUAUGGUAUUGCGUUGACGGAUUUCUAGAUAAAAACCGAGAUGCUUUGCGAAGUGAUGUUUUGGAACUGUUGGGAUCGAGCAAAUUGCAGUUAGUGGUUGAAUUAACGAAGCAAUUGCGAGCUCAACGUGACUCCGGCAAAACUCUUCCAAAGGGAAGUAAUGGUCGAUUUGUAACAAUGAAACCACGUACACCCACAGUUGCGGCUAGAUUCUCCGACUCACUGCAGCAGCUUCUUCAAUCAAUGGGACGUUGCAAUCCUUGGUUCGUGCGCUGCAUCAAACCGAAUAACGAAAAACAUGCAUUAAAGAUGGACAUGCCCUGUGUUCUACAACAAUUACGUUAUUUAGGUAUGCUUGAUACUAUUCAAAUUAGGCAAAAGGGUUAUCCAGUUCGUUUGAAAUUUCAACACUUUGUUGAAAGGUAUCGCCAUCUUCUACGCACGCCACUUCCUCGUGGUACACCAUAUCGUGAGUUGUGUCGCAUUUUACUGGAGUCUCUUCCACGUACCGGUAUAGAAGGACCCGAUUUCCAACUAGGUGCAACCCGUGUAUUUCUACGAGAAGCCCUUCAUCGACUGUUAGAAAGUGGCCGUUCAGAUCGCCUCAAGUCAGCAGCAGUUACUAUACAAAAGAAUGUUCGCGGCAUGUUAGUACGGCGUCAUAUGUUCCGCAAAAAGAAAGCUGCUAUAAAGAUUCAAUCAACUUGGCGUGGACAUCGUGAAUCGAACAAAUAUUCACAGCUUAAGAAGAGUGUAAUUCAGGCCCAGUCCUUAUGGCGAGGCAAGAUGGAUCGGAAGAGAGUUGCUAAACUUAAGGCUGAUUAUAAACGACGAUUGGAAAUGCAAAAAGCACAGAAAGAACGAGAAGCCAAAAAACUGGCCAGGGAGCAUAUAGAGCGAAGCCAAGUAGCUUAUUUGGACAUACCAGCGGAACUAGCUUUUAUUUAUUCAAAGAUAGACGGUUGGACUCCUGUGCAUGGCGAUCGCCAUCUUGUUAAAGUAGUUGGCACCGUACCAGGGCCACCUGUAGCAGGAGAUUUGCCAAAGGAUCUGGAUCAAUUCUCUUUUGGUAAAUUCAGCUCCGUAUAUUGCAAUGGUAUGCGUUUAUCGCCACGACGAGAACCGAUUGCAACACCGUUUCUCACAAGAGCUGCUUCGCGAGACCAAGAUUUUCAAGAUUCUUUGGCGGUAUUCAAAUUAAUCCUUCGAUGGACAAAUGAUAAAAAUUUAGAUGGAAAUAAAGAAAAAGUUCUCUCAGAUUAUAUUGUACACAAAGGAUUAUCCUCUCGCGGGUUACGAGAUGAGAUAUUGGUUCAGCUAUGUAAUCAAGUUUAUAAUGCAGAGGAGUCCAACUCCCAACGUAUAUGGCAAUUGAUGGCGCACUGUUUAUCAUGUUUUCAACCUGGUCCUGCAUUUAGUAAAUAUUUGAUGAAAUUCAUAAUGGACAAUGCACCAUCAUCAAUGAAGGAACUCCUUUUGAAAAAAAUUUUACGCAAUUCAAAUAAUACGCAUGCAAAUGCUUGUCGAAAUUUUGUAUCAUCAUGGGUUGAAUGGCGAGCUAUCUCAAAAAUGUCGGAUAUCGCGGUAUCUUUGACGAUGCCAGACGAUACUUCUCAAACUGUUGCAAUUGAUUCAUGGACCACUUGUGAAGAAGCAGCCUCACUGGCUAUAUCUACUCUCGGGAUAUCAAAUCGAGGCUGGACAGUCGUCUUAGAUGAUGGAAAGUUGAUCACUGAUUCAUGUGGCUUGGAUUACGUUUUAGAUUUAAUAUCAGAAAAAGAAUUAUGUCCAGCUUUCCCUGCUGUUCGAAGUGAUCUUUUUAAAACUGGUGCUAAGUUUGUGCGAACAAAUAUGCCUGAAUCCGAGUCAAAUAGCCCUAAGAGGCCGCAAAUUCCACCUCCAGAACCUCCAAAAGCUAAACAGAGUACAUCGAAAGAAUCCCCUAUCGCCGAGCCUAAAAUAGAGCAGCCAGUUAGGAAAACAUCAAGAGAUUUGCUGUCACGAAGUUCCGUACUUAAUGAAAGAUAUUUUGAACAAGAAAAAAAUAGAUCAAAAUCAUUAGAUGACCUACUAGUCGGAGAUGUUGCUGAUCUUGACCCAACUCCUGAACCUGAACCUUUAACAAAUCUAGGUCUAUCUGAAAGUCGACUAAAUGAUAGGUAUCACUCUGCAGAACGUUUGACGCCUAUGGGAAAAGAAACUGGCCCUCGCUAUCAAAAAUCGCAACAUGCUGGUCGUCGAUCGCAUGCUGGUUCUCACUCCAGCAAAUACAUGGAAAAAUCCGAGUAUGCAACUCGUUCGUCAGCAAUGUCAGACACAAGUGAAGCGCCAUCGUUGGCUUCGCACGUUCGUCGCGUACGUGUGCCAUCCCAAGCUUCGGAUGUCGAUCAAUUUCUUGAUGAUUUAUUUAGUCCUGUACUAGAUGGAUCUUUGGAUGAAUUAUCAGAUGCAAGAUCAUUAGCAGCAAGCAUACGAGGAGGCGGAGAGAAACAGUUAGAGAAUCAUAAAAACUCGACUGAUAUUUACGAAUUUUUAGAAGCUCCAAACACUCUUCAAACGUCUGAAGACUUUUUUACAAAUGUGGAUGCCCUCUGCGAAAAAAUUAAAGGCGGUGGCGAUAAAAAGGAUGGUAAUGACGAAUCAUCAACUGAUAAUUUAGAUGAGUACAUAACGGGUCUCUUUAAGCCGAUAUUUAUCAAUGAAGCAGUUAACACACUAACAAAGCAAGCUGAACUAAUAGAGAUCAUUAAAGGGGGUGGUACCACACACACACAAUCCACAUCUAAUGCUAGUUUCGUCACUUCACCGGUGGUUAGCCCAAUAAGCCCUAUGAUUGCAAAUGCGGAUAAUAUUAUGCAAAUGAUUAAUAUUCCUCCUGAUACGGAUCCUAAUUUAUAUCAACAACAAGUUCAACGCGCGUUUCUGCAAUCUGCAAUGGCCCAAAACUUGCAAAUUCAACAGCAGUUAUUAGCACAAAAUCAAGCUUUGCAAACAUUACUCAGCCAGCAGGAUACACCUACGGGUACAACAUCUCCGCCCUUAGUACCCGUGCUAACAACAGUGCAGCAAACCAGUCUUUCAACAAACAAUGUACUGACUAACGUAAACUCUUCACCACCAGUAAUUCAAAAUAAUGUUCGAAAACAAAGUGUUAAAAAUAGAAUUUCUCAAUUUUCUGAGAACGACCGAAAUAGAAAAGCCUCCUCAGAAAGUGUUGGAUCUCUAAUACCACCUCCACCGCCUCCGCCUAUGCCCCCACCUAUAGAAGCUAAAGACCCAUCAGAAACACGACAUUUUCUUGAUCCCUAUGGUCGAGCGAAGACAGUAAGAAUAGGAAAGUGGCGUUGGCCACCACCACAGGAUGCCCCUCAGUUUGAAACUGAGGAAGACUUUUUUGCUUUCAAAAUGCGACAGUCUCAAAGAAAGACUACACCCCAAUCACAGUUUCACAGCAGUAACGGUUCAUUGACUGGCUCAGCCAUGGAAUGGGAGGAAUUUGAAAUCGAUACAUCUAAUAGCCCAUCCCCUGUUUCUAAUAUGCCACAAAUGCAUGCUCAAAUGGUGCGAACAACUCUUAAGAUCGAAACAACCGGAAAUAAAAUUUCUAACCAGCAGGUUAUUGAACAGCAACAACAGCAAACAUUAGUAACGACGAAAGUUGCUAAAAAGAGCUUCGAAAUCGGUGCUGAAAGGCCUCCACCUGGAAGUGUUGGGAAACUAAAAUUAAGUUCUGAAAUGCGUCAGAGAUUGGAACAAGUAACUGCUGGUCAUUCUGUCCGUUCAACGGUUAGUACCAAAUCAGAGCAGAGAACCCCAGCUAAACUUGAAGAUACAAGAAAACUGAUGUUACAGCAACAACUAAGUGGACAUUUUCGGAAUAUGGAAAGCAAACAUGAUAAAGACUUGCCCUCAGUGCGUUCACAAAUUGAGCGUAUGGAGGGGAAGCUUUCUCCCCCACCAAUUUGGCCAACUGGUGUACCUCCAGCUCCAAGCGUUCCGGCUCCACCACCACCUAUACGUCCCCCAUCAAUUGCACCGCCAGCUCCACCCCCUGCGCCAAAAACACCACCAACCCAACUCGGGUUUGAAGAAGAUGACGUUAUUUUCCGUAGUCAAAAUGGUAAAGAUAUUCCAGCAUUUAUACAACGUCAAGAUCGAGACACUUUUGGAGCUCGCCAUAACUGGAAUGGCUCUGAUGAUUCCAAGGAGACAUAUGACUCUUGGGGACGUGCCGAAGCGGCCAAACUAGAUAUGGUGUACGAAACUAGUUUUAAAAAGGAAAUUAAAAGUGAGCGGGAACGAUCCAGAUCACGAUCUCGUUCCCGAGAUCGUGAUGACUUUUCAGAGUCUGUUUGGGAUCGAGCGGAGGUUGAAGGUCCAUCUUCAAGUGGUAGCGAUCGAGAAAAGGAAAAGGAGCGUGAGAAACGAGAACGUAUCUACGAAAUAAGACAAGUUGAACGUGAAAAGGAGAGCAAUAAAGUAUAUCAUCCGGCGCCACCCAAGGUGAUAAUGGCUACUGUCGAACGCGCUGAUAAAUCAUCCAUGGUUUCUCAAAUGGAACGUAAGUUUUCGCAACCUUCUUUGCAAACCAACCAGAAACCAAACAUUACUUCACUCAGCAUGAAUCCCGCCCCAAUCACUGGUCCCGCCACAUUUCGAACACAUAUGGCACAAAAAUAUGAAAAAGAACGUAAGCGAAAAUCGUCUGCAUCCACAGAACUGUCACAAAGUACACGUCGCGAAGAAGAGACUGAUGGUGGCGACGAAUGGCCAUUGCCAGCUAUACCAGCUCCUGUACCAGCCCCUCCUUCCAUUAAAAGCCCAGCCACUGCGUGUUUCACAUAUAACAGGGUGCCAUGGAGACUACGUGUCCGUAAAGAAGUUUUUCAUCCGAAUGAAUCUAUAGGCCCACCUAUUGCAUUGGAUUUACUUUUCUCACAGGUGGUAGCCGACGUUUUUGGAAUCACUCCCUGUUUACGCAUUUCUCCGCAAGAGAAAUCUGUGGCAGUGAGUAUGCUGAACGGGCAUGGCGUAACGGUCGAGACUAUAUAUAGUCAAAAUGUUAGAGCAUUGGUUAAACGUCAUCUGAUCGACAUGGCACGCGGUUGGCCACUGUAUUUUGCUCGUCUAUUUGCAGUACAGGGCGCUCCACAGUAUCCCGAUGUUUCAAUAAUGGGUAUUUCGCACAACGGUAUUUACUUAGCACGCCGCGAUGCAGAAUAUCUGAUUGUUGUACAAGCCAUUUCAUUGAGCGAAAUUCAAAAUGCAAUCACACUGCCGCGACCUGCUUCAUUGCAGUUAAAUUUACGCAGUGGAGAGCAUUUGGCAUUGCAUGCAGCUCGGGCGGCUUCUAUUCAGGCGAUGAUUACCACAUUUGUUCAAGAGUAUCGCAAGAGCCAAUCGAAAGCAUCUACAUUAUCGUCGGGUGCCCGUGCAGCUGCACAAACACUCAAUGUUCCAAUUGAACGUUUGGAAUCGCGCCAAUCCAAUCACCGUGAACAUGGAAACGCGGUCAAUAACCAUAACGAUGUAGCAGCAAUGACCUCUGUAAGUGGCCAUGAAAUUAACAUGGAAAAGUCAGUUGCUAUGCAACAUGGACGACAUAGUGUCGACACAGAGGUCGAUGUUCAUCAGGACGCACACCAUAUAAUGGAUAGCGAGGCUGAAUCAACGGCAAUUACUGCGGACCGUCAUCAGUUCACAAAACAAUCGAGUUACCUGCAUCCUGCGCGUAAAGUCUCGAAUACCCAACAACAACAUACGCAGCAACAUCAACAACUUCAACAUGGUAGCAAUCACGUUUCGAUGUCACAUCAGCUUGAUGCCAAUUAUUUGACAGAGGAACCAAAUGGCAGCAAUGGGCCAUCGCCAUCUGUGACUAAAUAUUCUCUUCUUCAAUUUGCCAUGCAACACUUCCGGAAUGAUCAAUACCCUGAAGGUCGUGUGAAUAAUCGCGAUGCCGUUCGAGAUCAUGCCGAUCGUAGAACACCUUCUUAUGCAGAUUUGGUGAAAUGGCAAGGAACUCCGAUUCGUAUGCCGUUGCUGCGGUUACCCAAUGAUCUGGCACCUUUGGCGCUUGAAUGUUUCGAAUGUAUUUUACGCUAUUGUGGCGAUAUACCGCACGAUCCUGAGCUUACUGAAGUUAAAUGUGUUUACACUGUGCUUAUGCACUGUCACAAGUAUUUGGCGCUGCGGGACGAGGUGUACUGUCAGUUGAUGAAACAAACGACUGCUAAUCGCUCUCCAUGCCCGGAUUCCGCCCAACGCGCAUGGCGUUUACUGAGCAUUUUAGCAGCAUACUUUGGUUGUUCAGAUGCGCUACGCCCUUACUUAAUGGAACACUUGACAUCAGCAGCUUCAGAUCGACGACGUUCUUGUCAUGGUACCGCCGCGGUUUGUCUAGCCAACUUGCGUAAAACAGCACGCUGCGGUGGGCGUAAAAACGUGCCUAGCGUUGAGGAAGUUACUGCUGUGUCUGCUGGACGUUCAGCGCGUCGACAAAUUUAUCGUCUGCCUGGAGGGGCGGAACGCGUAGUAAACACUCGCUGCUCCACUGUGGUCGCUGACGUUAUAGCCGAACUUUGUGCAUUACUGAGUGUGGAGUCGGAAGCUGAACAACAAGAAUUUUCUUUAUACUGCAUUGUUCAAGGUGACGCUUUUACUAUGCCUCUGGCAGCCGAUGAAUAUAUAUUAGACGUUACCACGGAGCUCCUUAAAUCAGGUCAACCAUUCUACUUAAUAUUCUGCCGAUCCGUUUGGCAUUUUCCUUUAAAACGAGAACCAGCACCAACGCCGCUAUACGUAGAAGUACUCUUUAAUCAAGUGGCUCCGGACUACUUAGAGGGUUUGUUAUUAGAACUACCUGGAAACGGUGUACCAAUUCCAGAGAUAGUCCGCGAUAUGGCACGUAUAGCAGCAUUACUUCAUCGUGCUGCUGAUUUAACACAUGUUCCGGCUAUGAAAGAAAUCAAAUUUCUAUUACCCAAACCGGCGCUUGGCGUUCGAGAAAUCCGCCCUGCACAAUGGGUAAGCUUAGUGCAAUCAGCUUGGCCACAAAUUGCUGGAUUAACACCUGGGCAAGUAAAAGCUCAAUUUCUUACGGUACUAUCUGCGUGGCCUCUGUUCGGCAGCAGUUUCUUUGCGGUGAAACGCAUUUGGGCCGAAGAGGGACCCCACGUCGAAGACAGCAACCCAAUGUGGCGUGAUUUGAUAUUGGCCUUAAAUAGACGCGGUGUGCUAUUCCUGGAUCCAAACACGCACGAAACAUUACAGCACUGGCCAUUCAUGGAAGUUAUUUCCACGCGCAAAGUGCGUUCGGAAGACGGUGCACUCUUUUUGGACAUGAAAGUGGGCAAUCUUAUGCAGCAACGCGUUAUACGCGUCCAAACUGAACAAGCGCACGAGAUAUCUCGACUCGUGCGGCAAUAUAUAACAAUGGCGCAAAUUAGCCAAAGGGACAAACGAGAACUGAAUUAAAUUCAAAUUAAGUAGUUUGUUUCGCAGUAAAAUUGAAAUUCUAUACAAUUUCAAUCUUAUACAUCGUUAUUUCUCUAAUAUCUAUAUCUAGUUUUAUAGUAAUAUUUGUAGCUCUUUAAGAUAAUCGGAGGCAAAAUUCUUGAAUGUGAGCAGCUAUACAAGAAUACAAUCUGACCGGCGGCUCGGUGGAUAUUAUACUAACAUACGUAUAUCUGCUAUAAAUAAAGUUUUCAUUUGUUCAAAUUGUUACAGUAUCUAUAAAUUCUUAUGUACAUACAGUACAUUAUAAAUAUAUCUAAUAAUUAGAGAAUGGAAAAAAUAAAUAUACAUUCAUAUAAUC